AGCACGUGCACCACCUGCUAGAAAUUGACUGAAGCAGACGAUAUUUAAGUCCUCGUUUCCGCAGACGAUAAGUGUCUGAAUGAGAGAGAAUUAAGCGUAUCUGCGCCGCUGUUCUUCAUCGAGCGGGGGAGAGAGUCGGCGGAAAAAAAUAACAGCGUUCAAGACGAAAAAGAACUUCUCUCUUUACAUGAUCUAAUUUGGACCAAAGGCAGUGCUGUAUGAAAGUUGUUGCGGGCGACUCUUCCGUCAAGAAAACUGCGGAGGGCUUGUGAAAGUGGAUAGGGCGAAUUGCCUUUGAAUAUAUGGUCGUUACAAUAUGUGUGCUAUGCUAUAGCAUAAGAAAACACUGUUAUAUGACUGGAUUUAGCAAGAGACAAGAUUAAGGCACACAUUGUGUACCGAAGAUGUUACAGUAUUUGACGAAAGUGUGCUACAUUCCAUUAUAUCUGCUGAUGCCAUUCCUUUAUUAUGGGUCCGCUGAAACUGUGGAUCCCUGUCUCCCCGCCAAUCAUAAGAUUCUCAGCGAAACGUGGCGGAGCGUGGAGAACGCCAUCGAAGCAGCCAAUGGGAGCCAUUGUGACAACACGAUACCGACUGGCUGGUUCAGAAUGAGGCUGGGUGGCAAAGAUGCGAUUAUGCCGACAGAAUGCGUUGAGGUUGAGCACUGUGGUACUUUGGCUCCUUUGUGGUUAUCCUUGAAUGAGAAGGGUCCUCUGCACAUCGGCAAAGAGCGUAUGGGUAAAGCAUGCGCCACCUGGCGGAAGAGAGAUUCAACAGAAUGUUGCUUGUUUAGUAAACCUGUGACGGUGAAAAACUGUGGCGGAUUUAUCAUUUACAAGCUGAGACCACCCCCAGGGUGUGAUAUGGCGUACUGUGCCAAAGAAAUUGGAAGCAGUCAGAAAUCCACACGUGUAUCAAGCCCAGAUUGUAAUCCGGGUGAAGUGUUUGACACAGAGACUGGCGCCUGUCGGACGAUAGAAUCCACACAAGCCGUUGACGAGACGGCUAUAGCCACAAUCGACUUACCGACCUUAAGGCCUGCGGCCACUCGUGGAUCUGUGUACAUGAACUGUUCUGCCAGCGUCAUCACAGAAGGGGGACGAUACAAGAUCUACUGGUACACCAAGACAUCGGACAGAUUAAAUGUCGUGCGGGAAGAAGACGAGGGUUUCCCUCUUAGCUUACUGGAAAUUGGAGACGUCAUCAGCAUCGGACAAACGAUCGUCUGUGCUAUCGAGCCCACGUCCUUGAGCGGCGACAGUGGAGGGAAACUCUUCAGCCCUGAAUACUUCAUGGGUAUCAAGGGCCCUGCGGACAACAGCUGGAUAGACGAAGACAGAGUUAACAUUGUCAAAUUCACCACAACCGUGCCUGUCAUCUGUGACCGUCUCAGGAAGCACUGUCACAUGACGCUGUACAUUGAAAACAAAGCUGGCCCAAACGACGCCCCGGUGACGUUAUCAGAGUGUGAACUAACAUUCCGACCUGCGCUUUGCAACGGAACGGAUUGUGGGCACGUCAUUCUCCGCAUAAAACCAGGUCAAGAUUUUACAAACAACUUUGCGAGAACAGUGGCUCUUGGAGGGAUGAUAGAAUCGUUGUCGAUGUGGAUGUGGAAUGGCUACAAAAUCCAAGACGUAAAGCUCCGAGUGAGAAACGUCCCUACAGCGGAAUGUUACUCCUUCACGGACCCCCACGUGCUGACCUUUGACAGGAGAAAGUACGAUUUAUACAGAAGAGGAACAUUUGUAAUGUAUAAAGACAAAUCGGGCGAUUUUGAGCUCCAUGCUCGUGUAUGGGAUUGCCGGAAUACGGCAGGCUACUGUCACUGCGGUUUUGUCGUCCGAGACAGGAAGGACAUCAUCUCCAUAGAUAUGUGUCACGAGCGGAGUUUGCCGGGAACUGCCGAAGUGAAGGUUCUGAGCCAUAGCUUAAGCGAUGGAGUGAAGAUCCUGGAAGCACGUGACGGCGCUGUUAUAACUUUACUUAUGGACAACGGUGCCCGUGUGAAGACUAACAUCGACUACUGGGGUUUAUCGCUGACUCUCCGGGUAUCGGGGUCGAACUUUAACCAGACACUGGGGCUGUGUGGAACGUUUGACGGAAAUCCGGCUAAUGACCUCCACGACGAGACCGGCCAGGUGCUUCACGGCUACGAUGACUACGCCACGGCGGCAGAGUUCGCCGAGUUGUGGAGACUCAAUACAGGAGAAAGUCUGUUCGAAAAAUUACCGGACGAUGAAUUCUCCGAGGAAGAACACAAGGCUGAGGAAAACGUACCUAAGUGCAAAUGUGUCAACAACGGGCUUAAACCUUAUAGUCCUGCCAAUCGCCAGUGUACUGACUUAAACAAUGCUCCAGAGAGAUUAGAGAUUCUAAAAUACGAAGAUAAAACAAGUUAUUACACUCAACCAAACACUGUUCCUCUGUUCGGUGAUAAUAUAGCUUUAGGGAGGAAAAGGAGGGCGGCGACAUCGAUACUGCCGCGAACUGGACAAGCUCAAAGCGUGGAGAUUCAAGAUGGCGGAAUUGGAAGUGGUGAUUUCACUAGAGAGGAAAGUUUUACGUUUCCAUCAAAAGUUCAUACAGACGAAACAAAAUCAACAGAGGAAGACUUGCUUCCAGACUUUCUCCAAGAAAACUUUUUACAGUUCUCCUCGUCCACGGACGAUUUCUUUUUAAACACCUUGUUGCAAUUCGCGAACAGCGGAUACCAGUUUGAACCGGACACGGACGGUUCUAACGAGGAUAUCAUUUAUCCAACAUGGCCGACGCCUAGCGGGCUGACCGAAAACGAGGCUUACUCGCUCUGCUCUGACGUCAUCCUCGACUCGGCCGUGGCGUCGUUUUGCGGGUCGGCACUGAGGGAGAAAAUUAACGACGCCAUAGACAUUUGUGUGAAGGAUAUUCAGAUAAAAGACGACACGGUGAUGAUCCCGAACGCCGUGACGCUUGCUGAGAACAUGUGUGAGCUGUCUGUGAUAGAACGUUCCGUGUCGUUCGCAGCCGGCUCCACCAUAGUCGCCUGGCCCGGGGGUCUUCGGGACCUGUUUAAUUGUCCCCAGGCGUGUAACGGACAGGGCACAUGUACCCCAGACGGGUGUGUAUGUGAUUCGGGUUUCUGGGGAGCGGACUGUGGCCAAAAGGCAGUGGAGUUUCUGUUAGCGUCUGAUGGCACAGAAGCUCUUAGCUCAGUCCCUGUAGCUAAUCUGACCACGUGUGACAGACGCACCCAGGACUGUACUUAUGUGGUCGUCCCUAUUAACCUAGACACUGCCACUAACGGCAGACCCAAGUUCCAGUGCAAGGCAACUCCUCUCAGGUUUUCCAGUGAAACAUGGGUGCCGUCUGUGGCAGGGAUUGCUUCGUCCACCCGAGUACUGCCGGAUGGCGGCGUUCGCUGUGCUCUGCCGCCAGGGGAGAUAAGGCGAGCUAGAAUCGUCGGUGUGGAGAAAUCACCUGUCCAAGCUUUCUCUGUGGAGGUUACAGACAAGCUGGGGAGAACAAUUGACGGGCUGCGAGUUUUGAUCUAUGAUUCGCUUUGUCAGUCAUGUCCAGACGGAGGACAGUACGGUUGUGAAGUCAAGGAUAAUGUGUGUUUGAUCAACAGCCUGUGUUACAAGGCUCUGGAGGUGAAUUCUAGGAACACCUGUCAGCAGUGUGUACCUGAGAGCAACCAGUUUGACUGGGCACAACCCAAAGAUAACAAGGCACCAGUCAUCCAUAUCCCCAGUGACGAGGUGACGAUAUUUGAAGGGGACACCCUAGAGCACAUGUUAGCAGCCACCGACCCUGAGGGGUCACCUGUCUCCAUCUGGGUACAGGAUGAAGAGGCCUCCAUCGAGGCGUCGGGCCACUUCCGGUGGAAACCCAACCCUGAAACUCUAGGCCCCUUACCAACCGUGAAGAAAUUUGAAAUCUCAGCGUCAGACAAUUGUAACCACACUGUAUCCACGACUCUAGAGGUAUUGGUACUACCCUGCACGUGCAAGAAUGAUGGGAAAUGUAUCCAGAGCGAAGAGGACCCGCUCAAUAAACACUUGUGCCAGUGUAUCGCCGGCUAUACAGGAGAGAAAUGUGAGGUGGACAUUGACGAGUGUGCGUCCAACCCGUGUGAACAGGGCAGUUGUGAGGAUAAAGUUGGAGGAUACGACUGUGUCUGCGACGAGGGCUAUGAAGGGCCUUCAUGUUCAGUAUCUAUGGAUGCCUGUAAGGACCACCCCUGUUAUCACGGGGUAGAGUGCGUAUCUGAGGGUGGCACGUUUGUCUGUGGUCAGUGCCCAGACGGGAUGACUGGUGACGGACGGGUCUGCUCAGAUAUAAAUGACUGCACGAGCCUGCCAUGUUUUCCUGGUGCCACGUGUCAGGAUAUACCGGCCCCAGAACGAGGAUACAAAUGUGGCGCAUGCCCAAAAUACUUUGCCGGAAACGGAGAGCGAUGUGUAAGAACAGACAGAUCAGCAUGUGUGGAGGGGGUUUGCUUUCUUCAGGCCACGUGUGAAGAGUUGCCGGAUUACCCAGGAUUUCACUGCGGCCCGUGCCCGUUCGGCUACAUCGGAGAUGGGCGCACGUGCACAGCCCAGUGUGACCCACCGUGCGGCAGAAACCACGUGUGUGUUGGCCCUAACAAGUGCGGAUGUAGGGAGGGCUACACCGGAAUCAGGUGUAACAUACCCGUGUGUCAACCGUUAUGUUUGAACAAAGGAAUAUGUUACAAACCAAACGUAUGUCGGUGUCGACCAGGCUACGCUGGAAAACAAUGCGAGCAAGCUAUCUGUAACCCUCCUUGUCAACAUGGCGGCCAGUGCGUGGGCAGAAACCUGUGCUCUUGUCCUUACGGCUAUAUGGGCAGGAAGUGUGAAGCAAUGGCUUGCACUUUGGCAUGUCAAAAUGGCGGAACCUGCAUCGGCGCAAACACGUGUAAAUGUCUUCCGGGUUAUUUGGGGUCACAGUGUCAGUUCCCUGUCUGUAAGCCAUUCUGUCGUAAUGGAGGCGUAUGUGUUAAACCAGGACAGUGCAAAUGUCCACCCAACUACUUCGGGAAGAGCUGCGAGAGAGCGACUUGCCGGCCAUCUUGCCUUAAUGGCGGGCAGUGUAAGCGGAGUAACACGUGUCAAUGUCCUUUGGGGUUCUCAGGAAACCGAUGUCAAACUGCCAUUUGUAAGUCAGCCUGUAUGAAUGGAGGCCGGUGUAUAUCUCCCAACAAGUGCGCGUGUAAGUCAGGGUAUCGAGGACAGAACUGUGAAAAAGCAAUCUGUCAUCUACCGUGUCUAAAUGGUGGGGUGUGUUUCCGACCUGAUAUAUGUGUCUGUCCUAAAGGCUACAGGGGGGCGAACUGCGCAAGACCAAUUUGUUGGCCCCGGUGUCGGUAUGGCGGGAAAUGUGUUAGACCAAAUACUUGCGACUGUCGUCUUGGAUUUGGCGGAAAAUUCUGCGAGAGACGAGUUUGGCGAAGGGUAAGGCGACAUUAUUGUUUCUGUUGUUGUUGUCACCACAGUGAUGACAAAAAGAUGUCAUUAUUCUGCAUAACAUAA
Messenger RNA from Liolophura sinensis, 5534 nucleotides. RefSeq names its product von Willebrand factor D and EGF domain-containing protein-like. The transcript is spliced from 31 exons. NCBI's taxonomy places the organism in Eukaryota, Metazoa, Mollusca, Polyplacophora, Chitonida, Chitonidae. Gene Ontology annotation, biological process: anatomical structure development. The record is from RefSeq and is a predicted model, not a curated record. Gene Ontology annotation, molecular function: calcium ion binding; signaling receptor binding. The coding region runs from base 405 to 5534 and encodes 1709 amino acids. Gene Ontology annotation, cellular component: cell surface; extracellular region.